Molecule: messenger RNA, 1311 nt
Organism: Acanthosepion pharaonis
Lineage: Eukaryota; Metazoa; Mollusca; Cephalopoda; Sepiida; Sepiidae
Source: the annotation of a GenBank genome assembly
AUGGAAAUCGGUGGUGAGUAUAGGCAUAUAUCACUUUCUAUUCAUCUUUCUCUAUCUCCUCUUUCUGUCUUCUCCCUGUGUAUCACUUUCUAUUCAUCUUUCUCUAUCUCCUCUUUCUGUCUUCUCCUGUGUAUCACUUUCUAUUCAUCUUUCUCUAUCUCCUCUUUCUGUCUUCUCCCUGUGUAUCACUUUCUAUUCAUCUUUCUCUAUCUCCUCUUUCUGUCUUCUCCCUGUGUAUCACUUUCUAUUCAUCUUUCUCUAUCUCCUCUUUCUGUCUUCUCCCUGUGUAUCACUUUCUAUUCAUCUUUCUCUAUCUCCUCUUUCUGUCUUCUCCCUGUGUAUCACUUUCUAUUCAUCUUUCUCUAUCUCCUCUUUCUGUCUUCUCCCUGUGUAUCACUUUCUAUUCAUCUUUCUCUAUCUCCUCUUUCUGUCUUUCUCCCUGUGUAUCACUUUCUAUUCAUCUUUCUCUAUCUCCUCUUUCUGUCUUCCCUGUGUAUCACUUUCUAUUCAUCUUUCUCUAUCUCCUCUUUCUGUCUUCUCCUGUGUAUCACUUUCUAUUCAUCUUUCUCUAUCUCCUCUUACUGUCUUCUCCCUGUGUAUCACUUUCUAUUCAUCUUUCUCUAUCUCCUCUUUCUGUCUUCUCCCUGUGUAUCACUUUCUAUUCAUCUUUCUCUAUCUCCUCUUUCUGUCUUCUCCCUGUGUAUCACUUUCUAUUCAUCUUUUCUAUCUCCUCUUACUGUCUUCUCCCUGUGUAUCACUUUCUAUUCAUCUUUCUCUAUCUCCUCUUUCUGUCUUCUCCCUGUGUAUCACUUUCUAUUCAUCUUUCUCUAUCUCCUCUUUCUGUCUUCUCCCUGUGUAUCACUUUCUAUUCAUCUUUCUCUAUCUCCUCUUUCUGUCUUCUCCCUGUGUAUCACUUUCUAUUCAUCUUUCUCUAUCUCCUCUUACUGUCUUCUCCCUGUGUAUCACUUUCUAUUCAUCUUUCUCUAUCUCCUCUUUCUGUCUUCUCCCUGUGUAUCACUUUCUAUUCAUCUUUCUCUAUCUCCUCUUUCUGUCUUCUCCCUGUGUAUCACUUUCUAUUCAUCUUUCUCUAUCUCCUCUUACUGUCUUCUCCCUGUGUAUCACUUUCUAUUCAUCUUUCUCUAUCUUCUCUUUCUGUCUUCUCCCUGUGUAUCACUUUCUAUUCAUCUUUCUCUAUCUCCUCUUUCUGUCUUCUCCCUGUGUAUCACUUUCUAUUCAUCUUUCUCUAUCUCCUCUUACUGUCUUCUCCCUGUAUAUCACUUUCUAUUCACAUCUUUCUAUCUCGUGUUAUGA